UCCUUUACUUCCUGUUUUACCGGGGCCGGGGCUCCGAUCUUGUGCCUCCGGGAUCUGCUUUCUCCCUGCUGCCACUUUUGUUUUUGUCACCGGGACUCCGGGAGCUCAUGGAUAUCACGUAGUGGAGGUGCCGACGCCAUUUUUGCAGGGGUUCCGGCCUGUUUCUGGCGCCGGGGGUGGCCCUCUCCACCCCCCCCCCCCCCCCCCCUCAGUAUCUUCCCUUGUUGUUCUCUCCUGGACCAUGGCUGCUGCCUUCGAGCGGCCAACUUUUUGUUGCUGCCGGAAAGUUGUGACCGGUUCGAACAAGAGCGAGGAGCGGAGCUGGCCCCGGCCCCGGGGACCCCACUGCCCCGUCGACAUCGCGUCCGCCUCCAACUUCCAGCAUUUUGAGAUCCGGCACUUGCACCUGGAGCUGGAGAUUAACUUUGUGCGGCGGCAGAUCGAGGCGGUCGAGGUGCUGGACCUGGUGAGCCUGGAGCCCGCCACCCGGAGCCUGGUCCUCGACUCGCACCAGUCGCUGCUCAUCCGCUCGGUCAGCGCCAAGUGCUCGUGUAACUCGGCUCAGAACAGCUGGCCGCUCAGCCACAGGCUCGACCCCUUCACCGACUACGGCUCGUCGCUGGUGAUAACGCUGCCGGCGGCUAUCAAACCUCACAGCAACUUCCAGAUCAUCAUCAAGUACACUACAGCAGACGGGCCAGCGAUUUGGUGGCUGGAUCCAGAGUUAACAAGUGGAAACUCCAAACCAUUCCUCUUCACACAUGGUCAUUCAGUGUGUAACAGAUCCUUCUUCCCCUGUUUCGAUACACCUGCAGUCAAGAGUACUUACUCUGCUACAGUCAUGGUUCCACCUGGUAUCAAAGUACUAAUGAGUGCAACACGGAGCACGUUUGAUGAGCAAGAGAACAUAUACCGAUUCCAAAUGGAAUAUCCAGUUCCUGCCUACCUGCUGGCCCUGGUAGCUGGAGAUCUAAUUUCUGCAGAUAUUGGUCCACGAAGCAGAGUUUGGGCUGAACCUUGUUUAUUAAAAGUUGCAACAGCAAAACUCAACGGCACAGUGGAACGGUGGCUGAGUGCUGCAGAGAAUCUCUUUGGACCUUAUAUGUGGGAAAGGUAUGAUGUCGUAUUCCUUCCACCCUCUUUUCCAAUUGUUGCAAUGGAAAAUCCCUGUUUGACAUUCAUUAUUUCCUGUAUAUUGGAAAGCGAUGAGUUUCUCAUUAUUGAUGUCAUCCAUGAGAUCGCACAUAGCUGGUUUGGAAAUGCAGUUACCAAUGCUACAUGGGAAGAAAUGUGGCUGAGCGAGGGGCUGGCAACGUAUGCACAACGUCGCAUUACCACAGAAACAUAUGGGGCUGCUUUUACUUGUCUUGAAACCACUUUCCGACUGGAAGCACUACAUCGUCAGCUGAAACUGCUCGGAGAUGAGAGUCCUGUCAGCAGACUACAAGUGAAGUUUGAGCCAGGAGUCAAUCCCAGCAGUCUGAUGAACCUCUUCACGUAUGAAAAAGGAUUUUGCUUUGUAUACUACCUGUCACAGCUCUGUGGUGAUACAAAGUGCUUUGACUCUUUUCUUAGAGCCUAUGUGGAGAAGUUCAAGUUUACAAGCGUGGUUGCAGGUGAUUUACUGGAGUUUUUCUUGGGCUUUUUUCCUGAGCUGAGGGAGAAAUGUGUAGACAACAAGGAAGGACUAGAAUUUGAGCGCUGGCUGAAUGCAUCUGGGCCACCGCUGUUGGAACCAGACUUGUCUCAGGGAUCCAGUUUGAUAAAACCGGUGGAAACUCUGUACCAGCUCUGGAGUUCAGAAACUCUUGAUGGAAACCAUAUUACAGACAUUGAUAUAUCCAAAUGGAAAACAUUCCAAAUAGUCCAUUUGUUGGACAAACUCCUAGACAGAUCUCCAUUGCCUCAUGAAGUCAUGAUGAAGCUUUCGAAGAGUUACUCUGCGCUGCUCGACUCAAUGAAUGCUGAAAUAAGAAUUAGAUGGUUGCAGAUUGUAGUCAGAAAUAACUAUUUACCAGAUUUUUACAAAGUACGACGAUUCCUGGAAAACCAUACCUCACGAAUGUAUACUGGUCCUUUGUAUGAAGAUCUGUGUGCUGGAACCAUGAAGGCUAUUGCCAUGGAGACAUUUUACCUGACACAGAACAGACUGCAUGUAAACUUGAGAAGAGCAAUCCAACAGAUUUUUGCACACAGUGCUAACCCUGCUGCUGUUAUGACACUGCUUGAAGAUAAACCAUCAGAUACAACCAACCCCAUCUCACUCAGGGAUGUGAAUGUCUCUGCAUAGCUGAUCAACCCAUGCUGUUGUAGAAUGGAUUUAACUGAAUAUUUGGGAUCCUCGCUUGAGAACCUAAACUAAAGUAUUUUCAAUUUGUGACUUUCUAAUUCAAUCAUUUUUCACAGGAUUUAUGUUGGUUAUCUUAAGGACCUCUUCCAGGGAAUGGAGAAGCCUAAGCCAGCAUUCCAAAAAUGUUUCAUACAAAAUACUAUUUUGUUGAAAGAUUGGCCAUGUUGUAGAAACUUUGUCACUCUUGUAUGUUUGAUACACAUGUAAAAUGUAGAUUCUAGAAUCAUAGUUUGAGGAUCAUUCUUGCUAAUCCAGGCACUUGGAAAAAAAGACAUUUUCUCAACUCUGACAGAAUAGUUGACACAGUACAGAACUGUUGGUGCUAAAGAAGUAAUCAGGAAACAAGGUGAGGCCAAAUGGUUGGUUUUAAUGAAGUAGUUUAAAUAAUAUUGGUUGGUGCUGUUGACCUGGUUGCACCAUGCCGACUAGUUAUACUCUGUUAAAUAGAACAGGAGUUAACAAGGACGGAUUUCUGAUGAACACAUCUGUACAAAGUAUGUGAAUUCUAAUUUUUGCCAAUGCAGAACAUACAAGUUUGGUUGAUUCACGUGGAUUUUACAGUGCAAAUUUGAUUUGGUUUUUAGCCAGUGCAGGCUUUGUUAGCAAUAACAUUUUACUCAAAGCAAAGUUUGUAGGUUCAUUAGUUAGUGUAAAAUUGUUUCUUCCUGGUUUUCCUUAAAUUUCAUCUGUAAAAACUGAGAACUUUCAAAUUCAUUACACGUAUUUCAGGUAAUCUUACCCUCAUGCAAUCUAGAUAGAGGUGUGAAGCUAAUGACUAAUAUGUUUCACACCUAGGUUGUUUCAGAAAAUUUUUUGUUAAUUCUUUGCAUUUUUUCUAAAAAAUAAUUUAAAAUGAGUUUUGUUUUGCCUUUACAAUGGAUAAUGAAUGGAAAUGUGUGUGUAUUAUCUACUUCACAUUCUUAUAGAAUAUAUUUUUUCCAAAAAUCAUUGCAAAGGAUAUUUUUGAGAAAGUAAAUGGCCUCAGAAUUCUUAGAAUUCAUUUGUGGUCCUUAUGAAAUGGAAACAGUCAUGGAAUUAGGAACAUGUUUAUUUUAUCCAAGUUAGUGACCGUUAGUGUAUUAUAUAGAGAAGUAUCAUCAGGGUGAUAGUCUAUUUUAAAAAGGAACAUUAUGACUUGUGUUCCAAUGAGUCAUUUUAGAUUUAAUCUAUAAGACAAACUUUCCCUUUUAAUUUGCUUCUUGCACUGUGGACUUAAAGAUACUCAUCUUCCAUCCAUGAGCUUUUUUCAAUUCCACUGUAUUUCUGUUUAAAGUGUAACAAUUUUUGACAACAGAGUAUUUUGGUAAACAGACCUGAGUAUUUAGCUGUUGUUCCAUGAUGGAGCAGGAUGUUAAGGAGCUGGAAUGUAUUUGAGUUCAAUGUUGAUUGCUGCCUUCACUGACUGCUCAUUUAAGAUCCCAGAUGUGGUUCAAAACUAGAGGGAUAUUGUGCAGUUGGUAAUAGUUAAUGCCAUAUUAACUUGGUGGUCCUGACUGUUCUAUAGUUUCUGAUUUUUUAGUUUCUGAUUGUUGUCCUACAAUUUGAAUAGAAUGCUUCUGGUUCUCAUUUUGAUGAUGUGCUAUCUGCUUUGCCUUGGAAAUGUUGGAGUCAGCAGGUACUUCAUUGAAUAAGAUCCAAUUGAUGAAGAUGACAUUAAGAAAUGUGUAACGUGUCAACACUGGAAGCACAUUAGCAAAACGUUGAAUUAUCUGAUGAAAAUUUUGUACUUUUUCCUGCUUUUUGUUCAAAUGUGUUUCACAAGUGUAUGCAAAAAAAAGUUAAGGAGCCAACAACUGUGUAAUGGAUUUGCACAAAAACUUUGUGACUGUACCUUUCUCAGGAAGUGCAACCAGUGGUGCCUUUCUCAACAGUAUUCUGAUUCAUGGUCCAUAAGCUUCUGUCCUUUUUAACAGAAGCCUUAUUAGUAAAAUGAAACAAAACACUUCCUCAAAAUAUAUUGUGAAUUUGUUUACAAAAAUGUUUUGUAAGUCAGAACUAUUUUAUUAUGUCCCAAAUAAUACUUAGUAACACAAAAUGGUUUAGCUUUGUUAUUUUUUAAAAUGCGAUGUUUUUCAUGGUGUCAGAUGUCAUAAGUCACAGAUAUUUUUUCCUGAGACCGAAGAAGCUAUUUGCCAAACUGCUUGUGUGGAGGAUGUAGUUUUCAGAUCUGUGUUUUUUUUUAUAACCAUCACUAAUAAUGAAUGCAGACUAAAAAUUUUUUAAAAUGGAUUAGAAGUUUCAAAGAAGAGCAUCUACCCAAGAUGUUGUAACACUGACUUGGUGUGGUUUUCCAGCAUUUUCUGUUCUAACUUCAGAUUUCCAGCAUUCGGUUUCAACUUGUAUUUGUACUGAUGAAACUGUCUCUGUAUAAACCAACUAAAAACUUAAAAGUGUUCUUAUGUCUGCAGAUAUUUUUAAUUGAACUUUACACUUCAUAAGAAAGGGCAGAUGAUUAUCCAAUAUAUUGCAAGUACUGAUAUUGUGAAAAAUAUGAAUGUGUACAAAAAUAAACAAGGUAACCAUGAUUUAUUGGGUGAAUUGGAUAAUGCCAGUAUUUAAACAAUGUAUGAACAGAUUGGUUUGAUUCCUCUUCCUGCUUUACCAAUGUUACCAGGACUGAUUCAAAUGUUUGUCUAUGCACAGGUAAAGUGAUACAGUUGAGGCUGAGAAGUGACUGUUCUGACUAAGAAGUAAUAAAACUGCUUUUGGGACGGAACUUGUUCAUUAAGGCAUUGAAAAAGCCUGCAACUAAAAUUAAGUACUUGAAAAGUAAUUUUAGGGAAUAUGUGAAUACUUUGUUGGUGUUAGGUUUAAUUGUAUAAGCAAAACUUUUCUUUUUACUGGACUUACACUAGAACUAUCUGUAUUGGAAGUGAAAGUUCAGUAGAAAUGAAACAUUAUGCAGUGGGCUCUAUAUCUGAACAGUGGAGACCACAAACAUGUAUUGUAUGCAUUAAAUGUGUAAAUUCUGUAUAUUGGGCAAUUUAAUAUGGUAAUUGAUUUUUUUGUUUGUUUCUCACAUGCUGAUGUCAAUAGAUGUGUACAUAUUCUUUGUGGACGGAGGACAUUGGAUCUUUUUUCUCACACUCUUCAUGCCCUAUUCAUUUUGUACUGCACGGUCCUGCAGGUUUUAUUUAAAGAAAAGGUCUAAAAAUGUUCCUCACAGUUUGUUAAUUUAGUUUGGAAAGCUUCUGUAUCCUUUUACAGUGGCUGAAGUUUUGUUUGUGCUGAAUUUACUGUGUUCUGAUAUUUUCUCUAAAAUCUAUAUGUUCCAUUAUUAAACAGCUGUAGUUGGCACCAGUUGGAUACCAGGAGGGGAGUACAAUAAUUAUUUAGCACCUAUUUAAUGCUAGUGACCAACGGCACAUUUUUGUCCCUUUUAUUUCUUUUCCUGCUAUAAUAGCACCUACUGAGGACCAUCCCAGUCUCUUUUCACAUUUUAUAUAUGUUGUUCAUUCCUCCAAAAUAUCCUCUUUGUACUGGCCUCUCAUUGUAACUCACCUUGUGCCAGGUUGUACAAUGUAUUCCAUUACCAUUUUUGCUUUUUGAAAAUUAAUUUAGAGAUUAUUGAAAACUAAAGACAAUUAAACUCCUAUCAUUGGACUAAUUAUUAUCCUCACAGCCUCCAUUGGCACAGUAACUAUUAAACUCAAUGUUUAAAUUGUUUAACCAAAUAAUUAUAUUUAAUUCUUUACAGAAAAGCUUUGUGGUUUCAAAUCAUGAUUCUAUGUUGCAAAUGAGACACAGAAAAUUCAUAUAUAACUUAGUUUGAGUUACCAAACCAUCUUACUCAUGGGAUUGAAAUAAGUACCUGAAAAUUGUUUCAAUUCAUCCUUUGUGUAAACACAAUUUUUUUCAUACAUAUCAUUGUUUAUUCUGACAUGUCUCAAACUUAUUUAGAAAAAUAAAUUAGAGAGACUGACAAAAUCUAAGUGAUUUG
Molecule: messenger RNA, 6290 nt
Organism: Pristis pectinata (smalltooth sawfish)
Lineage: Eukaryota; Metazoa; Chordata; Chondrichthyes; Rhinopristiformes; Pristidae
Gene: rnpepl1
Product: arginyl aminopeptidase like 1
Exons: 11
Coding region: 242-2290 (682 amino acids)
Biological process (GO): proteolysis
Molecular function (GO): zinc ion binding; metalloaminopeptidase activity
Source: RefSeq, a predicted model, not a curated record